CGGCGCGGUGCGCUGCCGUCUUCCUGACUCGCGUGCCACUUACUGCGCCUCGACCACCACCUUCAUCCUCGGCCUGGCCCACGCACAUCUCGCACGCCUCCGCAGACUCGCGCAUCCUCUUGCGCAGCCCACUUUCGCGCUCGUGCGAAGCUCAGCCCUCUCGCGCGCCGUUCCUCCGCGUCUGUGCCCCUAAUGUCGGCCAACGGAGACGUCGACGCCCUGGCGUCUGGCGUUGCUGCCGUGGCCAUCGACACGGCCAAGCUCAACCCGCUCUCGCCCGAGGUCAUCUCGCGCCAGGCGACGAUCAACAUCGGCACCAUCGGCCACGUCGCGCACGGCAAGAGCACCGUCGUCAAGGCCAUCUCGGGCGUGCAGACGGUGCGCUUCAAGACGGAGCUCGUGCGCAACAUUACCAUCAAGCUCGGCUACGCCAACGCAAAGAUCUUCAAGUGCUCGCGCGAGGCGUGCAAGCGGCCUGGCUGCUACCGCUCAUAUCCCUCGAACAAGGAGGAUGAGCCGCCGUGCGAGGUGCCGGGGUGCGGAGCGAAGAUGAAGCUGAUUCGGCACGUCUCCUUCGUCGACUGCCCGGGCCACGACAUUCUCAUGGCCACCAUGCUGAACGGCGCCGCCGUCAUGGACGCCGCGCUGCUGCUCAUUGCCGCCAACGAGUCGUGCCCGCAGCCGCAGACGUCGGAGCAUCUUGCUGCCGUCGAGAUCAUGAAGCUCAAGCACAUCAUCAUCCUGCAAAAUAAGGUGGACCUGAUCCGCGAGGCGCAGGCGGAGGAGCACUGGAAGAGCAUUGCGAGCUUCGUCAAGGGCACUGUUGCCGGCACUGCGCCGAUUGUGCCCGUCUCUGCGCAGCUCAAGUACAACAUCGACGCGGUCAACGAGUACAUCGUGAAGCGCGUGCCGAUCCCGAUCCGCGACUUUGCCUCGUCGCCGCGCCUCAUCGUCAUUCGCUCGUUCGACGUGAACAAGCCGGGUGCCGAGGUCGCAGACCUCAAGGGCGGCGUGGCCGGUGGCUCGAUCCUGACGGGCGUGUUGAAGCUCGGGCAGCAGAUCGAGGUGCGGCCAGGCCUCAUCGAGAAGGACCAGGACGGCAAGGUGCACUGCCGCCCGCUCUUCUCCACCGUCGCCACGCUCUUCGCCGAGCACAACGACCUGCAGUUCGCCGUGCCCGGCGGCCUGAUCGGUGUGGGCACCAAGAUCGACCCGACGCUGUGCCGUGGUGACCGGCUGGUCGGCCAGGUGCUGGGUGCCGUCGGCGAGCUGCCGGCCAUCUACGUCGAGCUGGAGAUCCAGUACUUCCUGCUGCGGCGGUUGCUCGGUGUCAAGACCGACGACAAGAAGCAGACCAAGGUGCAGAAGCUGGCCAAGAACGAGGUGCUCAUGGUCAACAUCGGCUCCACGUCGACGGGCGGCCGCGUGAUGAGCGUCAAGGCGGACCUGGCCAAGAUCCUGCUGACGGCGCCGGCGUGCACGGAGGUGGGCGAGAAGAUUGCGCUGAGCCGACGUAUCGACAAGCACUGGCGUCUCGUGGGAUGGGGCACUGUGCGCGCGGGCACGACCAUCGAGGCAGAGACCUCGUAGGAGCAGCAGCAUGGAAGGAGGAUGGGAGCGGCCACCUAGAAGGGCAUGUGGCUCGCGCCUCGGCUCGGGCGCAGCGAGCACAAAACGAUGCUAUUUCGACACACUCGGGGGGGCGGG
Molecule: messenger RNA, 1707 nt
Organism: Tilletiopsis washingtonensis
Lineage: Eukaryota; Fungi; Basidiomycota; Exobasidiomycetes; Entylomatales
Product: putative translation initiation factor eIF2 gamma chain
Exons: 6
Coding region: 193-1590 (465 amino acids)
Biological process (GO): positive regulation of translational fidelity; formation of translation preinitiation complex
Cellular component (GO): eukaryotic translation initiation factor 2 complex; cytosol
Molecular function (GO): GTPase activity; tRNA binding; translation initiation factor activity
Source: RefSeq, a predicted model, not a curated record